AUGAAGCCUUUCGUCAUUCUCACCCUGCUGUUGGCUCUGGCCAGCUGUGAGCCACCAAUUUCCAAACGGCCACUUAUCUUCAGCAAUUGGCCACCAAAGAGUGCCAAGCAAUUGUCCCAGCCCGGGAAGCAGCGCACACUAGUUGUUCAAAUUCGCAGCGAUCAGCCCGUGCCGCUGAUCCUUAAGGGUCGGCCAGGUUCACAAACACAUGCGCACCAGCACCAGCAUCAACAUCAGCUUCAGCAGCAUCAUCAGCUUCAGCAUUCACAUCAGCUCCAGCAUCAACUAAAUCAUGGUCUUCACACUCAAGUGUUGUCGCAUCCUCACUCUCACGCUCAUCUGCACGCUCACACGCACAUGCUUCACGCGCCGCCUCUACAGCAUCAUCAUUUGCGUGGACCACGCCCACUGAAACUCAGCGCCCCCGUGUAUCUGAAACCGUCCAGUAAUGUGCCGAUGCAACAGCCCAGCUCUGUGCGUAAGCCUCUGAAGAUUAAGCUCAGCAGUUCGAAACCCAAGUCGAAGCCAACCUUUGGCUACGAGAAGCCCUUCAAGUAUGAGAAACCUUCGGCAGUGGCCUACAGCGAACUUCAAAAUCUACCGUUGGAAACGAACCCCAACUUCAUAUCCGAGCACUUUGCACCCAUUUACACGGUUCCUGCACCGAAUCUGGCACUGCACGACAAUCAGCUGCACGAAAACAGCGGCACCGCCUACCUGCCCCCAACCCAACAACAAGAACACUCUUCCCCAACGAGCACACUCCGACCACAAACCUAUUUGCCACCCACACCACAAUCCUCAACUUUGGGCAGCCAGUACAGCGUACACGAGGACGAGACCAAUGACCAAACCAUACGCGAUCCCAUUUCGGGCUCGCAGAAAUUCUUUGCCCCAGAUCCCGAUCCCUCGCUGCCCACAUCGAAGAUCCGCCCGGCCACUGAGUCCUUCAACACGCCAAGCAACAAUAAGCCAUUGCCCGCAGAUGUGCAGAGCAACCACCUGCCGGCGCCAGCCCAGCCCCUGGUCCAAAUAGUGGGAGCCCAGGCAGCUGCCCAGACGGCUCCAGAAAUCUAUCCCAUUCAGUUCGCUCAGCAAGCGCAUCUACAGCCUUUCAUUGCGGCUGUGCCCGCAGCACCGAUACCCAUCUACAAUCCCACGUAUCUCGUCACCCAAUCCAAUCAGCUGUACACGCAGCACAAGCAACACCUGUUCAAGCCCAGCACGGAGCACAUCAUUGAGACGGGGUAUGUGAACGCGGAUUUGACACAAGAGGUGGCCAGCAACGGACAGAUCUUGCAGGCUGCCAAAGAUCCCCAUCACAACAUUCAUCCCGUGCUGGACACUGCACCUCAGUUUGCCGCGCUCAUUGCGGCUCCCGCGCUAGGCGAAGAGGCAGUAUAUGAGACGGCGCCGUUCCACCUUCCUAAUGUGGCGUCAGCCGUGAGCGCGACGCCACCGGAAAGCGGCUUCGUUGUUUCCAACUACUAUGCCAACCCACACGAGUCUUCGCAACUGUUCCAGGCCUAUGCCGAGGAGGAGGCUCGUCACCAGCAACUUGAAACACAGCAUGCCGCUUUAGAGUUGCAGAAGCAGCAACAACUGCACUUGGAAGAACUGAAAGCUCAAGUGCAGAUUCAGGAGCAACAACACCAGCAGCAGCAGCAGCAGCUCCGCCUGGAGGAGCUGGAGGCGCUCAAAGCGCAGGCCCAAGAGCAACACUUCUUGCGCCAGCAACAGCAUCAACAGCAGCAACAAUUGCAACUGUUGCAGUUGCAGCAGCAACAGGAACGGCAACAGCAACAGCAACAGCAGCCGCAGCCACAACCGCAUCAGCUUGUGGCCGAGGAUCCUGCAGCAGCCGCGUUUGAGGAGCACCAACGUUUAGUGCAGCAACAAUUGGGAAGCAAUACGCCAUUGCGAAUCUUCGUCCCGGACGAAGAUCCGUCUACUGAAACGCGACUCCAGAAACGCUCUGACAAUUUUAAGAAGGGCACUGUGGAGGAUGCUUUAGUAAGCGCAAGUAGCAAGACACCGGACCAAAAGGAUUCUUUCGAAGUUACGUCGUCCGUGGAAGUUUCCGGGGAUCACUCUGAAAAGGCCAGUAAAUAG
Scaptodrosophila lebanonensis is the source of this 2112-nucleotide messenger RNA. RefSeq names its product bromodomain-containing protein DDB_G0280777. The coding region runs from base 1 to 2112 and encodes 703 amino acids. The record is from RefSeq and is a predicted model, not a curated record. NCBI's taxonomy places the organism in Eukaryota, Metazoa, Arthropoda, Insecta, Diptera, Drosophilidae. The transcript is spliced from 4 exons.